Messenger RNA from Panthera uncia (snow leopard), 3688 nucleotides. It is a transcript of the gene EXTL2, whose product is annotated as exostosin like glycosyltransferase 2. The transcript has 4 exons. Gene Ontology annotation, molecular function: glycosyltransferase activity. NCBI's taxonomy places the organism in Eukaryota, Metazoa, Chordata, Mammalia, Carnivora, Felidae. The coding region runs from base 1037 to 2080 and encodes 347 amino acids. Gene Ontology annotation, cellular component: membrane. The record is from RefSeq and is a predicted model, not a curated record.
UUUUCUUAACAGAACAGGCUGCAGAGAAGGUCCUGGAGAGAGUAUCUUUGAAAAAUCUCUGUAAAGGUUACUACAAGGUAACAUUGCUUUACAGAUCUGGACUAUUGAAAAGUGAGAGCUGCUGAAUGACAAUGACCAUCCCCCUGAUCUUAUGAAUAACCUCUUUCUUUGCUUGCACAUGCCUCCGCCCACUGUACAAUCAUGGAGCGUAUGCCCCUCCCCACCCCCCUUGAAAUUCUCCAUUCCCCAUUCUCAUAAACUUCAAAGGGAGAUGUUAAAGGCAUGGACUAUAUGGUCUCUCUGUGUCCUUGCUGAACUAUAUAUAAAUCGUUUCUACAAUUAGAAAACACUCUACCGCAUGAAACAAGAUCACGAGAAUGGGAUUGUCCUUUGAAUUCCGCCGCUGCUAAAUCUUAAUGAAAAACAAAAGGUUGACUGAACAUCACUUGGAAACUAAAGUGAGAUUUCGUUGAGAAUCUAAUCUGUAGGAUGGGAAGAUUUACACCACAGUGUCAGGAUUGCCUGUGGAAUGGUAGCGUGGCUGCACAUGCUGAGUUAAACCACAGGGUGUGAAGUCAAGAGCUUAGGUAUCCACAAACACUGUACUUUUCUAAGGAGAUGGAGACAACCAAAAACAAACAAACAAACAAAAACCCAACUGUACAGAGGCAGUGUUACACAGAGAAGGACAGCGACAGUGGCUUGGUAGAGUUAGCAUACCACAGCUGUGGGGGAGCAGUAAGAAGUCUCUUCUAGCUUUAUCAUAUUUGUCUGUAUUGUGGAAUGGAUGAGAGUAUUCAUUUAUCGUAUAGCCUAAGAAGAGAAAUUGUACCAAAAUAUAAUAAGGGUAGACUAUGGAUCCAUUAAAGUCAUCAAGAAUAAUGAUACCUCAUUCUUUGUGGUUCUAAAAUCUAUGUUUUUCUUAAAGGAAUUUUUUAAGUAUUUAGAAAUGUCUGGUUGAUUUUUGUUUUCAGUCCUUUAAAGGAAUAUCUGUUUUCCUCAUUUUCUGGCUUUUGUACUUGAACAGAGCAGUCAAAUGGAUCUAGGAUAUAUGCUAAGAUGUAUAGGAAGGCUCAGCUGCCAAAAUGCACAGUGCUGCCACAUCUGCAAACUUCCUGGAAGAGUGAUGGGGAUUCGAGUGCUUCGUUUCUCUUUGGUGGCCAUCCUUGUGCUGCUGCUGGUAGCUGGGGCUCUGACCACUUUACUUCCAAAUAUUAAAGAAGACAAGAUGCUCACUCUGCGUAGGGAAAUAAAAUCCCCGGGCAAGUCCACCCUGGAUUCCUUUACUCUGAUAAUGCAGACAUACAACAGAACAGACCUCUUACUGAGACUUCUAAAUCAUUAUCAGGCAGUGCCACACCUGCAUAAAGUGAUCGUGGUGUGGAACAACAUUGGGGAGAAGGGACCGGAUGAGUUAUGGAAUUCUCUAGGGCCUCACCCCGUCCCUGUGAUCUUCAAACCACAGACAACAAACAGGAUGAGAAAUCGACUCCAGGUCUUUCCUGAACUGGAAACCAAUGCUGUGUUAAUGGUAGAUGAUGACACACUAAUUAGUGCCCAAGACCUUGUCUUUGCUUUCUCGGUUUGGCAGCAAUUUCCUGAUCAAAUUGUAGGAUUUGUUCCUAGAAAGCAUGUCUCUACUUCAUCAGGUAUCUACAGUUAUGGAGGUUUUGAACUGCAAACACCGGGGUUUGGAAAUGGUGACCAGUACUCUUUGGUGCUGAUUGGAGCCUCAUUCUUCAAUAGCAAAUACCUUGACCUCUUUCAGAGGCAACCUGCAGCUGUCCAUGCCUUGAUAGAUGAAACCCAAAACUGUGAUGAUAUUGCCAUGAAUUUUAUCAUUGCCAAACACACUGGGAAGACUUCAGGGGUAUUCGUGAAACCUGUAAACAUGGGCAAUCUAGAAAAAGAAACCAACGGGGGCUAUCCUGGAAUGUGGCAUCGAGCUGAGCACUUCCUGCAGAGAUCUUAUUGUAUAAAUAAGCUUGUUGAUAUCUAUGAUAGCAUGCCUUUAAAAUACUCCAACAUUAUGAUUUCUCAGUUUGGUUUUCCAUAUGCCAACCACAAAAGUAAAAUAUGAGAGUAAAACGAACAAAAUCAAACCUCAAAACUGCUUUGUAUUUGAGUAUCUUCUCUGCGCUACAAUUGGUGUGGUUUUUUUGUUUGUUUUUGUUUUUGUUUUUUUAAGCAACAUCAUGAACUUUUAUCUACUACAGAAGUCUCUACAAGGGAGAAAAUGUACAGUGCUUCUAGGACAUAAAAGUCACAUGAACUUCAAAAGCCAAGAAGCUGGUACUCUCUAGAUAGGUCUUCUUGUGAGGAGUUUUCAUCCGCAGAGAGAACUCCUUGGCCAGCGAUUUUAAUGUUUACAUUCUGAGACUUCUAGACUUCUACAAUUUCGUUGACUCAUGGCAUUUGCCUUAAGGACCUAUUGCAAGUUGUCUCCAGGAUCAGAAACUCCAGAGAAGCAUUUCUCAGCUUUUUCAUUAAAGGAUGAUUGUUUUCAUUUGAAGCCUGAGAUGCCUCGUUAGCAAAAGCCUGUGGUGUAGAGAAAAGCCAUGUGAGGCGAGGAUAAUCUCAAUCCCUUAUAAAAACAAGUAGAAAACUCAUGACUACCAUGCUUUCAUUGUGGUCUUUCCAGCACUAACUCGGCCUGGCAUGGUUUCGAUGCAUCAAUCACUGCUUUUAUUUUCAUUGAUAAGUCUGUUGUGACUGGAAGUGUUCAUUUUAGUAGCUGAAGGAUGUCUCAUUGAUCACUUGGUUUUUGUGAACAUUUACUGCAUGGAUCACAGAAAAUUGCAGCCUGUGUUUCUCAUGUGCAACCUAUAUGCAGCAAGGAGUAAAUGUGUUACUAGAUUCAGGUAGUGCAUUUUGGCCCUGAAUCUGACCUUGAGAGUAUACAUUGAUUCUUAUAUUUUACAUAAACCAUGCAUUGUUGUUUAAGAAACUUCUAAAAUAAUCUUCUAAAAGAAUGCUUUAAUUAGGAACUGGCAAAAGUUAAAACCCUUGGUGUCAAGAGAUAUUUGCUGUUAGGGCAUAGUUUACCUCAUGGAUACUGAAGUUACGUGUAUUAUACACAAAGUUAAUUUCUUGUAUUCAGAGCUGCUGCUGCUGCUGCUGCUUUUAAUUUCCCCCCAAAAAAGACUCGAGGCACCAUUCAUCAUGAUGAAAUUUUGAUUACAUGGAUACAGGAAAAAAAUAAGAGAACUGAAUCAUAGCAGAGGAAUUUUAUACAGAGUCUGCAUCAGUAAAUUGUUGAAUUGCUCACUCUGUUGCGUGAAUUAGUAUCUGUGUUCCACACAGUGUCCGUGUUUGGGUCCUUGUUCAUACUAGUAGCAAGGAAUAUUUAAUUAAGCUUCAUCACCUCCUCUUCUUCUUCCCCCUUCUUCUCCCAUAAUGUCAUUAUAUUCUCACAAUUGCAAAGCUGUGAAAACAUUGUUAUAAUCAUGGUUAAUGUUCCAACAAUGAAGUCUUUGUGCAAUCAGUUCAGUACAUGUUGUUUCUUUACCUUGGCAUGUGUAUGUGUCUUAAUGCAGUCAGAUAAAGCCAGUAGAACUCAGAACCUCACUAAAAAUCUAUAAUGUUCAUUAUCUGCUUUGGUCAACCUUGGUAGUGAUUUUUUUGCCUCUUGGGAUUCCACUGGCAGAUAAAUAAAAUCAACUUCUACCGUGAAGAUGUUCUGUUAAUU